Messenger RNA from Cladocopium goreaui, 2513 nucleotides. The record is from the annotation of a GenBank genome assembly. Lineage: Eukaryota; Dinophyceae; Suessiales; Symbiodiniaceae.
AUGCCGCCGCGAAAGAAAGUAGCGGCAGCGGAAGCACCCAGUGUUAAUACGCCCAAGGCGAAACGUGCGAGAAAAGAGCCUCAGCCAGAGAUUGCCAAGACCGCUGUGAAGGCGAAAGCACAGUCCAAACAGGAGAAAGGCGCAGAACCAGAGAAUGUGCAUCUUGACGAGAGUAACAAAAAGAAAAAGACGGCAAAGGAUGCAUUGCCGGUGCCGACACCAGAGGAGAUGGAAAAGAACAAGAGAUUCUGGACUCCAUUCAAGUCGGAUGCUAGUAGUGGUGCUGCAAAAGCCACUCCAAGCACCAACACUGCAGUCGUGCUUCCCGAGACCAAGACCGAGAACACUGACAGUGACCCAGAGAAGAGAGACAUGCAUAAGGACGACAAGGCCACAACUGUGGGAGACACUGUGCUUGGAUCCUUCGUGGCACUAGGUUUGUUUGCAGACAGUGCCAUUACCAUUGGACGAUCGGACGAAGAGCAAGGCCUGAUGGAAGAACUCAGCCGAGUGCUUCAAUUACCUUCUGUUGCACCUACUGAAGAUGCCAUCGUGGCAGCAACCCUGAGCACUCCUGUUCCUGAACCGUCACCUGAUACUGUCAAGCCGAAAGAGCAACCUGAGUGUGAUGCUGGGGAAGCUGUUGCCUCUGCUGGCAAUGUGACGCUUCUGAGGGGUGCCAAGGUAUCCCUUGACAAUGUGGUGGUGGUUGUUAGUCAGACAGCAUCAUCACAGGCCCAAUUACCGCACGUGAUUGACACUAUCAUGGAGAAGUUUGAUGCUUCUGAAUCGAGCGUUUUGCUAUCUCAAGCAAAGCUCCAUCCACGAUUGGUGGAAUUCCUGAAAGAUAUGAUGGGGGAUGAUGAGUUCUCACCUUCGGAUUUUGCUUCGGCAGGUGAGACUGAGAUGGACGAACUCGUCAAUCUGAUACAGUGGUUGGCAGAUCGAGUUGUUGAUGAUCAACCAAGUGAGCCACAAGAACCAGCUGAUGCCAGCCGUGCCGUCCCUGAUGUUCCCAGUGACUCCACAAGCCAGCCUGCUGCCCCUGCCAGUCCACGUGAAGGCGAACCCUGGUUCUUCAUGAGAUCAUUCGCUCGCGCCCAACUACAGCGAUUGCGGGAUGUUCUUGGUGGUGAUCACAUGGAUGUGUCAGUGGCAAGUUUACCCCGGAGAAUCAGUGUGAUGACAGCCUGCAGCGGCAGUGGAAUCUUUGAGUUGGCGACCACUGCAGUAAAGGACGAGCUGAAUUGCGGGUUAUUGGAUGGCGAUCCGCCUUUCAAGGUUGAAACAAAGUAUGCAUGCGAGAUCAUUCAGAACAAGCAGAAGUUCUUGCGUGAGCACAUUUUCCCAGCAGUGGAGGAGGACACACAGUCCUGUUCUCGGGCAAAUCCAGACUUCAGCUCCCUGAAAACUGCCAUCUCAGAGGGGAAGGAUUGCAGCUCAACAUCAACAUUUCGGGGGGUGGGUGUGUCGCUGGAGAAAUCCAAACCUCACAUUGUCUUCUUGGAGAAUGUGGACACGAUUGAAACUGGAGCCACCGAUGAAAGUGAGAGCUACCGAUCAAAUCUUGAUGCUGUUCUGGACCAGUUGCGGGAAUUGGGAUAUGAAGCUUCUGCGACGAAGCUGACAUCGAGUCACUAUGGUUUGCCACAGCGACGAUGUCGCUACUACAUUGUCGCAGUGCGUGAUGUGUUUUCGGACCGACCCAGUGAAAUUGUCCGGAAGAUUCAAGAGACAAUUCCGAAGAUGAAGGUGCCUGUGCACCCUUCACCUGACGUGUUGCUUCUGCCCAAUGACCACCCCACAGUUCGCGCAGAGCUUGAACGACGUGCCAAGGCAAAGGCAGGAGCAAAGGGAUCAGAGAAAGCCUCUUGGAAGGACCAGCACACUUCUUUGGCUGAGCAGUACGGCGUGAAAUGGCCAUUGGACAUCCCACAGGAGUUGGAGAAUUCUGAAUGGUUUGGAAUUCUGCCAGAGCGUGAGAAAGAGAUUCCGUGCUUUGUCUAUCUGAUGAACUCGAGAGCCGACUCAAGCGGCCAAAUCGGGUUAGCCGAUAUUUCCCAGAGCGUGACAAGAAUUCCUACCUCCACGUUUGCUUCCAAGGUCGUUCCGACCAUAUUGCCGAGUGGGAAGAUUUGGUCAAUCAAGCACCGGAGGUUGCUGACUGGCGCUGAAGCACUUGCCUUCCAGGGGCUGAUGCUGACUGAUUUGCCCAAUGCUGGAGAGGUUACCCAUACAGAUUCGCAGCUGUAUGACAUCGCAGGCAAUGCGUUCACGAUGACUUGUGCAAUGACAACAUUGUUAACCACCUUGGCAUUUUGCCGUGUGGACACAGAGUCUGAAGAGGAAGAACUGGACGCCAUCAGCAGUGCGUUCCAGACAUGGCGUAAAGGGAUUGGUCAGACCUGACUGUAAAUUGUUUUUCUGACUAGCCGCUUCAUGGACACCUGUACAGAGGGUUGAAUUGGCCAGUGGCACUGGAUAAAGCCAAGCGCUCACAUGAGAGGGAAAAA